AAAUUCGUUCACAUACACUUGGUGGAACACAUGAUAUUGCUGAUCCAUAAUGACGCAGGUAUUGGUGGAGGUACUCCCAAAUAUUCAGGCAUGUAACCUCUACAUAACACUAUCAGCUGAUAGAGGUCCUUGUCUGGAAAUUACGGCUGAUAAAUAUAUGUGCAUCGUCAAGUUAAAAAACGGAGAUGAUUUGAAUAUCAAGUUCCCAAGAGGUACAUCUUUAGUACCAGGAACUGUUAGCAAAGUCACCCAAGAUGACAGCCACAUAACUGCAAGAGCACAGUUGGAUGAGAAGACAUCUCUCCUCAGUACACUCAGUGCAGACCUCUUGAGUAAUAUUGGACCAGUCAUUUCGGAUUCUUCCCCGACCUUUAGUGAGAUCCUGAAAGAUAGUCUGGUGACGGCCCAGUGUAAGCAGUGCCGCAAAGUUUUACUGAAUGAUGUGAGGUUUAGGAGAGUAUUACCUUUACCUUCAGUGGACUGGGACCAAGCCUCAGAGGGGUGGUUCUGUCACCUCCAUGGCAGUGAGGGCGAGAAACUCAAACCUUCGUCACUACAACCUGCAAGUGACGAUUGUUUCUAUUCCGAACUUCAUUUCCUCAUUCAUAAAGAUGCGGCAGUGGAUUGUGUCGCUCCAAAUGACAAUAAAUGUGAACUGACGUGUUGCGGCUGCCAAGCAUCUUUAGGUAUUCGGAGUAAGGAGUCUGCGUUGAAGUUGUGGGCGCAUAGUUUGAUGUGGGUGAGAAGUGAAGACAAGCAGAUUCUUUUCGGCAAGGACGUUAGUGGAAUUCUUUUGUCAUUAAUUCAUAACAUUGAUAAAGACAAUUUUGGAGUAAACUGUAGACUUGUGUUGAAGGUGUCACAGGAGGAGGAAGCGGCGGCAGAGCCAGAAUUCCUAUAUUUAGUGACAAUGAACACCAAUCAAAAACUACUCUUACCCGAAGGAUCGUCUCUCUCAGGAAUAUCUGACAAGAAAUAUAGUGUAUCAGGAAACAUUUAUAAGAUGGAGGCGGACAGUCUCGCUUCGGAUAAGUCCUUCUCUUCCGAGAAGCGACCUCGGGUACACCAAGUGAUAUCUCAGAAGUCAUCCUUAGGAGACUAUAUACCAUCAAGCUCCUUUACCUCUUGA
Messenger RNA from Penaeus vannamei (Pacific white shrimp), 1129 nucleotides. RefSeq names its product E3 ubiquitin-protein ligase E3D. Gene Ontology annotation, cellular component: nucleus; ubiquitin ligase complex; cytosol. Gene Ontology annotation, biological process: protein autoubiquitination; protein polyubiquitination; proteasome-mediated ubiquitin-dependent protein catabolic process. Lineage: Eukaryota; Metazoa; Arthropoda; Malacostraca; Decapoda; Penaeidae. Gene Ontology annotation, molecular function: ubiquitin conjugating enzyme binding; cyclin binding; ubiquitin protein ligase activity. The record is from RefSeq and is a predicted model, not a curated record.